AUGUCAAUUAAGCAGGACGCCGCCUGUAUCUUCUGUAAGAUCAUCAAGGGAGAAAUUCCCUCCUUCAAGUUGAUCGAAACCGCACACGCCUUUUCGUUCCUAGACAUUCAACCCACUUCUGAAGGCCAUGCAUUGAUCAUCCCAAAGUACCACGGUGGUAAACUGCACUCCGUUCCCGAUGAAUUCCUCGCUGACGUGCUCCCAAUCGCCAAGAAACUAGCCAAAGCACUCGAAUUGGACACUGAUGGGAUCGACAGCCCAGUGGGUUACAACCUAUUGCAAAACAACGGCAAGAUCGCACACCAAGUGGUGGACCAUGUUCAUUUCCAUUUGAUCCCCAAGAGAGACGAAAAGACAGGCUUGAUUGUUGGUUGGCCAGCUCAAGAGACCGAUUUUGAGAAACUUGGUCAAUUGCACAAGAAAUUGCUCGCCAAACUCGAAAACUAG
Torulaspora delbrueckii is the source of this 447-nucleotide messenger RNA. RefSeq names its product adenosine 5'-monophosphoramidase (gene HNT1). The transcript has a single exon. The record is from RefSeq and is a predicted model, not a curated record. NCBI's taxonomy places the organism in Eukaryota, Fungi, Ascomycota, Saccharomycetes, Saccharomycetales, Saccharomycetaceae. Gene Ontology annotation, biological process: nucleotide metabolic process. Gene Ontology annotation, molecular function: catalytic activity. The coding region runs from base 1 to 447 and encodes 148 amino acids.